GGGAGGCUCCAGGAAGCUAGGAGGAGCUCCGGCAAGGUCGACAGCAGCAUCCUGCCCCAAGUACAGGAAGACUGUAGCUCGGCCGCCGUUAGCUCGGGGAAAACCGACAAAAUAGUGUCUUUUUAACAACGGUUGUAGAAGAAUAAACUUAGGAGGUGGCUGAACCUGUCUAUAUUUUAGCCUCUUGUGUCGAGCUAACCGGCUUCGUUUUCGCCACUCAACAUACGGCUUUUUUUUAGCACUUUUUUUUCUAACCAAGUAGUUGAGAGAACGGUAGUCAACUUCUGGAUCGGUGUGUGGGCCUAACGUGCCGUUCUCGAACACGGUUCACCCGUUACUUUGUGCGUUGAUUGUGCCAUGUCAGCGCCGUCGGUCACACCUCCCGCGGCGGCAGCGGAGGGCGAGCUUCUCAGGCCCGACGCCGGGGACAACAUGCCGGGUCCCACGCACAGCCAGAGCCGCUUCCAGGUGGACCUUGUGGCGGAGGCGGCGGCGGCUGUCGAGGAUAAGUCGCCGAGUUCCGAAGCCUCCACCACUGUCCCGUCUAGCGACAUGGCAACUCCCGGUGCGGUUCCGGAGGACCCGGGGACCAGCGGCGAGGAAGCCAAAGGACGGUUUCGAGUCGUCAACUUUGCGGACCCGAGCGAGGCGGGGAGCCCGGUCUCUCCGGACACGGCGCCGGCCGAGGGAGUGCGGAACGGGGACACGGUGAUGAGCGAGACCAGCUUGCAUUCAUCCACAGGCGGUCAGCAUCACUACCACUAUGACACCCACACGAACACCUAUUACUUGAGGACCUUUGGCCAUAACACCAUCGACGCCGUGCCCAACAUCGACUUCUACCGGCAGACCGCCGCGCCACUGGGGGAGAAGCUCAUCAGACCCACCCUGUCGGAGUUGCACGACGAGCUGGACAAGGAACCCUUUGAGGAUGGGUUUGCCAAUGGUGAUGAGUUGACCCCAGCCGAGGAAGCUGCAGCAAAAGAAGCCUUGGACUCUAAAGGAGUUGUCAAAUUUGGAUGGAUUAAAGGAGUGCUGGUCCGCUGCAUGUUGAACAUAUGGGGUGUGAUGCUCUUUAUUCGAAUGUCCUGGAUUGUGGGUGAGGCUGGAAUUGCUUUGUCCUGCUUAAUUGUUGCCAUGGCUACUGUUGUUACAACGAUCACUGGUCUCUCCACUUCUGCCAUUGCAACCAACGGAUUUGUUCGAGGAGGCGGAGCAUACUACUUGAUCUCAAGAAGUUUGGGGCCAGAGUUUGGAGGCUCUAUUGGUCUAAUCUUUGCCUUCGCCAAUGCAGUGGCAGUGGCUAUGUAUGUGGUGGGCUUUGCCGAAACUGUCGUGGAACUUCUUGCUGGUGCCGAUGCCCUCAUGACAGAUGAACUCAAUGAUAUUCGAAUUAUUGGCACCAUCACAGUAAUCCUUCUCCUGGGCAUAUCUGUUGCAGGAAUGGAGUGGGAAGCAAAGGCACAGAUCUUCUUGCUCUUUGUACUCAUCACUGCAAUUAUCAACUACUUCAUUGGAACCUUCAUCCCUGUAAAGUCGAAGGAAUCUGUGGGCUUCUUUGGCUAUGAUGGUUCUAUCAUGUGGGAAAACAUGGGUCCUAACUUCAGGGGGGAGACAUUCUUUUCUGUCUUUGCAAUCUUCUUCCCUGCCGCUACUGGUAUUUUGGCUGGGGCCAACAUUUCUGGAGACCUUGCUGACCCACAGCUUGCCAUUCCCAAAGGAACACUCCUCGCCAUAUUGAUCACAGGGAUAGUUUAUCUGGGAGUUGCUGUCUCUACAGGUUCCUGUAUUGUGAGAGAUGCCAGUGGAAAUAUGAAUGACACCGUCAGUUCUCAGUUCAUGGCAAACUGCACUGAUGCGUCUUGCAAAUUUGGCUUUGACUUCUCUGCCUGUAAGAGUGACAAAGAUGGCUGUCGCUAUGGGCUCCAAAAUGAUUUCCAGGUUAUGAGCAUGGUUUCUGGAUUUGGGCCCAUCAUCACUGCUGGAAUUUUCUCUGCCACUCUUUCCUCAGCUUUGGCAUCUUUGGUCAGCGCACCUAAAGUGUUUCAGGCUUUAUGCAAAGACAACAUCUACCCCAGCCUGACCUUGUUUGCUAAAGGUUAUGGCAAGAACAAUGAGCCUUUAAGAGGCUACAUCCUGACCUUUGUGAUCGCUCUUGCCUUCAUCCUCAUUGCGGAACUAAACAUCAUCGCCCCCAUUAUCUCUAACUUUUUUUUGGCCUCCUAUGCCUUGAUCAACUUUUCCGUGUUCCAUGCUUCAUUGGCUAACUCACCAGGAUGGCGCCCCAGCUUCAAGUAUUACAACAUGUGGGUUUCUCUUGCUGGAGCUGUACUGUGCUGUGUGGUAAUGUUUGUCAUCAACUGGUGGGCUGCUCUUUUCACCAACGUCAUUGUCCUUGGUCUCUACAUUUACGUCAGCUAUAAAAAGCCAGAUGUGAACUGGGGGUCGUCCACCCAGGCUCUGACCUACCACCAAGCUCUGACCCACACUUUGCACCUCAGCGGAGUGGAAGACCACAUUAAGAAUUUCAGACCCCAGUGUCUGGUGAUGACCGGUUACCCCAACUCCCGUCCAGCUCUGCUGGACCUGGUUCACAGCUUUACGAAGAACGUGGGUCUGAUGAUCUGUGGUCAUGUUCGCACGGGUUACAGAAGGCCUAACUUCAAAGAUCUUGCAACAGAGCAAUCACGGUAUCAGCGGUGGCUGCUGAAGAAUGAAACAAAGGCUUUCUAUACACCAGUGUUUGCAGACGACAUGAGGCAGGGUAGCCAGUUCCUGCUUCAGGCUGCAGGUUUGGGUCGUCUCAGGCCUAAUACACUAGUGAUGGGCUUCAAGAAUGAUUGGAGAGAUGGUGACAUGAUGAAUGUGGAGAUGUACAUGAGUAUAAUCCAUGAUGCAUUUGACUUCCAAUAUGGCGCUGUUAUCCUCCGAUUGAAAGAGGGAUUGGAUGUUUCACAUAUACAUGGACAAGACGAUUUGCUGUCCUCCCAAGAAAAGUCAUCUGGAUUGAAAGAUGUGAUUGUCUCUAUUGACACGAGCAAGGACUCUGACGGAGAUUCAUCGAAGCCUUCCUCCAAAGCCACAAGCCUCCAGAACAGUCCGGCUACACAGAAAGAUGAUGACGAUGAUGGCAAAACUCCAACCCAGCCCCUGUUGAAAAAAGAUAAGAAGAGCAUGACCGUACCGCUGAAUGUGUGCGACCAGAGACUGCUGGAGGCCAGCCAGCAGUUCCAGAAGAAGCAAGGGAAGGGCACUGUUGAUGUAUGGUGGCUGUUUGAUGAUGGAGGUUUGACUCUGCUCAUCCCCUAUCUGUUAACCAACAAAAAGCGAUGGAAGGAUUGCAAGAUUCGUGUUUUCAUUGGAGGCAAGAUCAACAGAAUAGACCAUGACCGCAGAGCAAUGGCAACUCUAUUGAGCAAAUUCAGGAUAGACUUCUCGGACAUCACUGUGCUGGGAGAUAUAAACACUAAGCCCAAAAAGGAACACGUGGCGGCCUUUGAGGAGCUGAUUGAGCCCUAUCGGUUGAAAGAAGACGACAUGGAGCAGGAGGCAGCUGAGCAUCUGAAAAACAGCGAACCAUGGAGGAUUACUGACAAUGAGUUGGAGCUUUAUCGUGCAAAGACUAAUCGUCAGAUCAGACUCAACGAACUACUGAAGGAGCACUCCAGCACAGCCAACCUCAUUGUCAUAAGCCUACCAUUGGCCAGGAAAGGUGCAGUGUCCAGUGCUCUGUACAUGGCCUGGCUGGAGGUAUUGUCCAAGGAGCUGCCACCCAUCCUGCUGGUGCGUGGCAACCACCAGAGCGUCCUAACCUUCUACUCUUAAAGUACACGAGGAGAAUGUAUCUCAUCCACCUAGUGUCUGUUAGUGGACCCACUUUUAUAAAUAUAUAUAUUCAUAUAUAUAUACACCUUCCAGUUCCAGUCCAAACAUAUGUACCAUGCACACGUGAGGAGAUAUUAUUAUAUUUCACGGCUAUGUUCUCAAACAAAGCGCCAAUAGUAACGUUAAGGAAUGGAUUGUGAUGGGAAAAGACACUUAGUUGAAGUAGAGUUGGAGGGUUUUUAAUAUAAACCAACUCUUCCUUUAUAUUUGUUCCUUCUAUUUAUCUCUUCUGAUUCAUACGUGGAAACGACCGAUCUCUGGUUUUAAAAGCAGUACUUUUGCACCCAACUUGCCAUGUAAUGUCGAAUACUUUCGUGGUCACACUUGUUAUAAAACCAAUUGGAUUGAGUUUUGAUGUUGAAGCAGUUUGCAAAGAUCCACUUGCUGGAAUAUUUGGAGAGAAGCAUGACGAAAGAAUGCUUCGCAACACCUUUUAAAAAGCCUUAUGGAUGUGCCUUCCAGUUGAAUCAGAUAAUAUACUGUAGAUUAUAAGAUGACUUAUUAUAUUGCUUCAUAGUUAGGGUAAUGAUUUUCGAACUUGAUUUUUUCAUAGUAGAGUGAAUUUGCAUGGAUUUAUUGAACAGUUAUUUCCCCCUUUGUCAACCUGUGUCUGGGGCCAACCUGGUUUUCUUUCUAUACUCUUUUUAGUCUUCCUUUUUCAAGAUCUUCUUGUUUUUGAUGCAAAAGACACUAUUACGGUAAGCUCACAGGCAAACGUGCCUGACAUCCAUAGAACAUUUUUGGUGAAUUGUAUCUGUCACUUGAAAAGUAGCCUCCUAUGUAGCUGCUGAUUCACUAAAUGAUUUCCUUCAAUACAUGCUUUUGUUUCUUGCAUUGUUUGUCCUUUGGGGGUAAAAAAAACUCCACUACCCAAUAAAUUAGUAAUAAGUUAGCCUUAAUAGCACAAUUACCAAGUGAUGGAUUUCUCACAUCUUUUCACUAUAUAGUGGAUCCAGUUUUUGUCCAACUCAUGAAGUCCUGGUCCACCAUGUUCGUAGGGGUUACCUUAUUAUGACUAUUAUUCUAGCUUGCAUGAUUUUGCAAAAGUGAAUGUGUGCUUAUGUCAAUUGACGGGCGACAGGAAAGAAAGGUAAUGUCUUCUUUCGUGGUAACAGUUCUCCACUGCUCUUUCAAUCUCCUUUUUAUAACAUGCAGCAUUUUAAAUGUCAACAAACUCAAAAAUGCUUAUCUUCCAUUUCAUGUUUCAUGUGUGUAUGCAAGCAAUAGCUAGUUUUGGGGUGUCCCGAUCCGAUAUUGAUAUUGGUCUGAUAUCAGAAAAAAAAAAACUAGUAUCGGUUUGCAUGUAAACGGUCCGAUACAAGCAGUCCUGCAGCAUGUUUACUUGUAGACAGCCAGUUCACAUCUAAAUGUCCUCCAAUAAGCACACAAGGUUGUUUUUUUCCCUGUAUUUUAGUCAAGUCAUUAACAAAAUGUAAACAUGGUAGGCUACUAGGAGCUAGCAGCUACCCAACAGCUAAGCACAAUAUAUUUCACAAGCUAGACAUAUGUGGUAAAAGUUUACUUCAAUAACAAUAUUGCAGUCUAAAGCAGCACAACUCACGAUUCAAUUUCUUGGGGUGACGAUUCGACUUAGACUCGAUCCUCAAUUCAAACUGACUCUUGCAAUAAAUAAUUGUUUUCAUAAAUGAUAAAACAUUUUCAAAACAGGUUACUAGUCACAAAAGCUCUUCUUGGCUGCUGACCUAUACACAGUGCAUUCAAGGCCUAAAAAUCGGCUUAUUAAAAGUAAAUUCUUGAACAUUUUGAAUGAAUUCAAAAUCAUAAUAAGAGUCUCUAUCUGGAUAUAUAAUGUAUGAAUCCAUUAGAGUUGCAUAUUACUUAUACAUACAAACUCAAAAAAGUAGAAGUGUUCUAGAAAGUAUCCAGUAACAAGCGUGUCCGCAUCGUUCAACUUACUGCGUCGUGACAAGCUUAUCUCAGUGAAUUAUAGUGACCGCUCGGUGCUGCCACAGAACAAUUACCACAUUACUUUAACUUAAAAGACAGCAUAAGAAUAGAAUGGAACCCUUUAUUGUAGGGAUGUCCGAUAAUAUCGGACUGAAAAUAUUAUCGGCCGAUAAAUGCUUUAAAAUGUAAUAUGGGAAAUUAUCGGUAUCGGUUUCAAAAAGUAAAAUGUAUGACUUUUUAAAACGCCGCUGUGUACACGGACGUAGGGAGAAGUACAGAGCGCCAAUACACCUUAAAGGCACUGCCUUUGCGUGCCGGCCCAGACACAUAAUAUCUACGGCUUUUCACACACACAAGUGAACAGCUAUACAGGUCACACUAAGGGUGGCCGUGUAAACAACUUUAACACUGUUACAAAUAUGGGCCACACUGUGAACCCACACCAAACAAGAAUGACAAACACAUUUUGGGAGAACAUCCGCACCGUAACACAACAUAAACACAACAGAACAAAUACCCAGAACCCCUUGCAGCACUAACUCUUGCAGCACUGGCAUUUUUUUCCAUAACUUGAGUUGAUUUAUUUUGGAAAACCUUGUUACAUUGUUUAAUGCAUCCAGCGGGGCAUCACAACAAAAUUAGGCAUAGUAAUGUGUUAAUUCCACGACUGUAUAUAUCGGUAUCGCUUGAUAGCGGAAUUGGUAAUUAAGAGUUGGACAAUAUCGAAAUAUCGGCAAAAACGCCAUUAUCGGACAUCUCUACUUUAUUGUCAUCAAACAUUAGAGCAUGGCGAAAAUAGACUGCUAGUAAUAAAUAAAUCUAAACUUUUCUAACAUUCCACCCUACAAAAAAUAAAAGUAUGUAUGAUUUCUGCUGAUAUCAUAGCAAUAUCAGUUACGGCCAAUACUCAAGGCUCCAAUAUCGGUAUCGGUGCUGAAAAAGUUGUAUCAGGACACCCCUACCGACAACCGCUGAGGAAAGUAAUACACUACCACACAUAUAUGUACUGUACUCUAUAUCUCCGUCCACAACUACUGUAUGUCUCUUCUAAGGCUUACUACUGUAACUCUGCUAGUUGCUGGUCCAGCUGUGAGUCAACAGAACAUUCCAGCAUUAGCGUCACAAUACACUUAAGGUUGACCUGCGAUGGCCUCCCCCCCUCGUUUGCCGUCUGGAUGUUUAACGAAGUGCUGGCUGGAGAAUAGACGUCACUCUUGAAGACUUGUAGUUGUGAAGAAUGUUGUCAUUAAAAUGUCAGGAGCAAACUUACCUCUAUGCAUUUUAACUUGUGCCGCCUACUUGUAAUAAAAGUCCAUCUCUCCAUUGAAA
Nerophis lumbriciformis (worm pipefish) is the source of this 7122-nucleotide messenger RNA. It is a transcript of the gene slc12a2, whose product is annotated as solute carrier family 12 member 2. Gene Ontology annotation, cellular component: apical plasma membrane. The record is from RefSeq and is a predicted model, not a curated record. Gene Ontology annotation, biological process: sodium ion homeostasis; potassium ion import across plasma membrane; sodium ion transmembrane transport. Lineage: Eukaryota; Metazoa; Chordata; Actinopteri; Syngnathiformes; Syngnathidae. Gene Ontology annotation, molecular function: sodium:potassium:chloride symporter activity; ammonium channel activity.